AUGUCAAAGGAGAAAGCACCUCACUAUUACCCACCAAAUAAGAGAAAAGAAUUCAAGGAUCAUUUGUCGAAAUCAAGUAUCAAGUUCAAUCAGUAGCCUUUACCUCAUGAAAUCUAAAAGGCUACAGAUAUUAUGUAUUUUCAUGCAGGCAAAUUCUCUGGCAGUGGAAAUUUCGUUAGCACAACACAUAAAGCCUUCUAAAAUAACUAGAAAUUUGUAGUAAAUCGGGAUAUGAUCGACUAGCAAAAGAAUGUAAAAAAGAAUGCCAAUAUAGUUUAGCAAUUGAGCAAGCGUCCCUCUUCAUAGUAAAAUAUCAUAGUCGGUACUGCAAGAUAAUAGGGUUGGUGGGAAGAGCAGCACUCUUAAUCAAAGACAUUUCUAAACAUAUACAAGCAAAACCCAUCGACAAUGUCGACCUAGAACUUUAAACUCUCUAAGCAAAACUAAAAUAUCUUAAGUCAGAACAAAGAGCUAAAGAUCCAAAGUAAACUUCUCUAGAGAGUGCUAAAAAAGACUAAUUUCAGAGUUGGAAGCCACUAGGUUGACUUCAAGACAGUUAAGCAAGCUCAUUAAGAUGAUUAAACUGAGUUAAAAUUUAAGGAGUACAUUGCAGAGGUAGACCCCAAGUGUAACAAGAAAAAUGUCAGCAAAGUUGUGUUCGAUGCGAGAAUAACAAUGAGCUAAAAACUGCAGGAGAGAUCUGCAUAGAAAUAUAAUAGUUUACCGAGAUAGGGCAAUUAAUAGAAGCAACUUAUUGAAAUAUAUUAACCUGAUAACUUACCAGGCACUUCUAAUGAUAAGAAAUAGGAGAUUCUUAAUAAGGUAUACACAGAUAAAGCUGCUAAAUCAUCUGGCAAUAGAAAUCAAGCAUUAUAGCAACACUAAUUUGAAAGGAGUGGCAAGAGAUUGUUCGAUAAGCAGCCAACUAAUAUUCCAUUAAGCUAAAAGCAAAGCUUUAUCGUGUAUAAUCCAGACUUAGAGAGGCCAAAAACCGCCUCAAAUCAAAAUACCUUGAUGUUUGUGCCAGCUGGAAGAAUAAAAUAAAAUCCUCAAUCAGUACUAGAUACCAGAUAUGAAUAGAUUUAAGAGGAGAUAGAGUUAGCUUAGAAAUUAAAAUCCUAAAAUUUCCACAUCACAGGACCACGUAGAGAUAGGCCUUACACAGCACUAGAGAUGAAUGAGAAGAGAGGGCAGACUGUGUCGAAUGAGAGACCGUCAACCUAAAAUCAUUAUAGAACGUCUUUUUAAGAAUCCUUCUUUAAUAGAAAAAUCUAAGAUUACUAGAACCCAGAUGCCAUUGAGAUUAAGAAUUCCAUGAAAAUCUAAAAUGUUUAGCCGCUUAUUAACAGAACAGCUAGAUCUCUAAGUGGUGUAAAGGAUUACUAUCAAAAGGACGUUUAGACUCAUGAAAGAGAUAAUCAGGUGCACGACCCCUAGGAGCAGACAAACUAUGAUAACAUUAAUUUCAAGAAUCAUUUGCCGUUUAAAGAAGAAUUGCGGUAUCAAAACACCAGAUUUAAGACAUAAUAUAACUAGUUUCAUAAGAACGGCUAAAGUAAAGAAAGACUACUAGAAACAUACGAUAAAAACAAUACACUUAAUAAAUUAUAUUCAGAAAGAGAGCUUGCCGAAAAUCAUAACUUAGGCAUAUAGACUAAGGAAGAAUUACUGAAUACUUUGAAUACUGAGCAUUAAGUUGGGCUAAGGAGGACCCAAGCUCAUUAAAUGCAGAUAGAGGAUGAAUAUAAAAGAGGGUUAUCAGCCAUGCAGUUAAGACCUGAGUUUAAGGAGCUAAUAAACAGGUAGAACUGCACCUACAAGCAGGCUAUUAUUAGUGGAGGAGAUGUUUUCCUUGACGAUAAAAAGCUAGCCUUUGAACAAGGCAAAACGGCAAGACAAAUAGAAAGUAAUCAACAAAUAGACAAUAAUGCGAUGGGUUUGGAAUAUAAUGUCGUUGAUCACAAGCUAAGACAGACACUUUCUGCUCAGGACUUUAAAGGUCUCAAUUUCAAAGACUAGAUGAUCAAUCAUAGAGUUACUAAUUUCAUGGUUGGAUCACAUAUAAAUAUUUAAACAGAUUACCCCUAAGUCAAAGCAUAGCUUAUUAAGAAUCCAACUCAGGUUAAUCUUCAAUUGGAUCAAAGGCCCUAAUCAUAACUUAUAACUUAGACCGAUUAGAGAUAUCUUUUGAGACCUUAAACCGCCUAGAUAGUUAAUAGAUAAAUUACUUUAUCUAGUGCAGCUGCAGACAAAAUAAAGAUGUAGCACAAAUCUAGCAAGGUGGUAAUGGGGAAUGACAGAGAAGCUCAUAAAGUAAAAACAGAUUAUAGAAAUAACUUCGUUUGGACUAUUCCUAAGUUUGCGAUGUGA
Molecule: messenger RNA, 2370 nt
Organism: Stylonychia lemnae
Lineage: Eukaryota; Ciliophora; Spirotrichea; Sporadotrichida; Oxytrichidae
Source: the annotation of a GenBank genome assembly